This is a messenger RNA of Xenopus laevis (African clawed frog), 8877 nucleotides long. RefSeq names its product zinc finger protein 521 L homeolog (gene znf521.L). The transcript is spliced from 5 exons. The record is from RefSeq and is a predicted model, not a curated record. The coding region runs from base 1252 to 4941 and encodes 1229 amino acids. Lineage: Eukaryota; Metazoa; Chordata; Amphibia; Anura; Pipidae.
UGUAGCUGUGUCUGCUCCUUCUCUCUCUCCUCUUCUUUCCUCCAGCAGUCAGGGGGAGAGAAAAGCGGAUUGAGGAAAGAGUCCAUCUCUCGCAGCAGUUGUGUAUCUUUAAUAACACACCACAGUGGGCUGGGAAGGGAGGGGGUUUGCAUUUAAUGUGUGAUUGUGUUUGUGUGUAUGUGUGAGUGUGUAUGUGUGUGUGUGGGAUGGGGCUGCGCUUGUUUUGCUGCUGCUGCUACUGCUGCUAUUAUUUCUCUCUGUUUCCCCCUCUCUCCGUUCUAUUCCCUGAUCCUCCUGCAGAGGCUCCUGAUCCAGGUCUGAGUAGCUGCUUGGCGUCCAGUCCACGUCUUGGCUGAGUCCCCCUCGGCUUUUAAUCAUGCCCCUCUGUCUGUGUGUGAGUGCAGGCAGGCUGACAAUGAUUUCCUCAGUGAUUACGUACAGAGCGAGUCCCUGCGGGUUAGGGGCCCCCUCUGGAGCCAUCCUGAUGGCUUUGGGGGCCUUGCUUCUAUUUUCCAUUAUUAUGUGGACUACCGGAGCGACAGCGCAGUCCAAGACCUUGCAGGUUUGUGAUGAGGAGGGAGCACACAGCAGCAGCAGCGCACAUCUCCUUCUCUCUCCCCAAUCCAGGCGCAGACUUUUUUCUCUCCCAGCACAGACAAGGAGCACAUCCAGCUCCUUCCCAGCAACAUCCCGGGCAGCAGCAGCCAAACCAGAGACUCCCCGACCCCAAUAACUAGCAAAUAAACCCCCUAAAUAAUCAGCAGCACCCCCCUCCCUUACACACGAGCCCAAGCCAAAUAAUAAUCCUAAUAAGAAGAAAUAAACGCCUCCCCCGUGCAGGAGCAGCGCAGCUUUGCCUUUCUUACUUGUAGCGCCACAAUUGCUCCAUCUCAGCGCUAAAGCCUUUGCCUCGAGGAUUCUGUUUUUUUUUUUAUUUAUUAUUAUUUUCUAGUUUUCUACCGUCCCUUACAGACAAAUAGAUGUCGGUCAUGUCAUUUCAUAGCGAUCAUUUUGGCAUUUUCUAAAUAAAAAUGCAGAUUUCCAAGCUUCGGAAUCAGUUUUGAUAGCGGUUUUUUUUUUUCUGUAUAGAAUUUGAAGCGAGUUUUUUUUUUUUUUUUUUUGGCCACUGAAGAGGGCAGGCAGGGAGGCUGGAGGAAAAACAGAGAGAGCUCUUGCUGAGGGACCCUCCGUGUGUCUUGCCUUAGUUGGGAACGGGCUGACAUUGAACAACUUCAGCUGUUUGCGUUUAGGAUGUCUCGCCGCAAGCAAGCGAAGCCAAGAUCUCUGAAAGAUCCAAACUGCAAACUAGAAGAUAAAUCUGAGGAUGGAGAAUCGACAGAUUGCAAGAAGAGGCAGGAGGAAGGAGACGAGCUAGAAGAAGAAGCUGUUCACAGCUGUGACAGUUGCCUUCAGGUGUUUGAAUCUCUGAGCGAUAUCACCGAGCACAAAAUCAGUCAGUGUCAACUGACAGAUGGUGCAGAUGUAGAAGAUGAUCCAACUUGUUCGUGGCCUGCUUCAUCACCUUCUAGUAAAGAUCAAGCAUCACCAAGCCACGGAGAAGGGUUUGAUUUUGGGGAAGAAGAAGGUAUUCCUGGACUGCCUUACCCAUGCCAGUUCUGUGACAAAUCCUUUAGCCGCCUCAGCUACUUAAAGCAUCAUGAACAAAGCCACAGUGACAAACUACCUUUCAAGUGCACAUAUUGUAGUAGACUGUUUAAACAUAAACGAAGUAGGGACCGCCAUAUAAAACUGCACACAGGAGACAAAAAAUAUCACUGCAGUGAAUGUGAUGCAUCAUUCUCCAGAAGUGAUCAUCUUAAAAUUCAUUUGAAGACUCAUACAUCCAACAAGCCAUAUAAAUGUGCCAUUUGUAGGCGAGGUUUUCUAUCAUCUAGUUCUUUACAUGGUCACAUGCAAGUGCAUGAAAGAAACAAAGACUGCUCUCAGUCAGGGUCUAGAAUGGAAGAAUGGAAGAUGAAAGACACUCAAAAAUGCAGUCAGUGUGAGGAAGGUUUUGACUUCCCUGAAGAUCUCCAAAAGCAUAUAGCUGAAUGUCAUCCAGAAUGUUCUCCAAAUGAUGACCGGGCUGCCCUCCAGUGUAUGUAUUGCCAUGAAUUAUUUGUGGAAGAAACAUCGCUGCUGAACCACAUGGAGCAAAUACACAAUAGCGAAAAAAAGAAUUCUUGUAACAUUUGCUCUGAAAAUUUCCAUAGCAUUGAAGAGCUUUACAGCCAUAUGGAUAGCCAUCAGCAUCCAGAAUCUUGUAAUCCCAGUAACAGUCCAUCUUUAGUUACUGUUGGGUAUACAUCUGUUUCAAGCACCACCCCUGAUUCAAAUUUAUCUGUAGACAGUUCAAUCAUGGUAGAAGUUGCUCCCCCAUUAGCAAAAGGCCGUGGCAGGAAAAGGGCUGUUCAACAGACAGGUGAUGUCAAUGCACCGACAAAUAAACAGGCAAAAGUUUCAUACAGCUGUAUCUACUGCAGCAAGCAGCUCUUUUCUAGUUUGGCAGUUUUACAAAUCCAUCUUAAAACUAUGCAUUUAGAUAAACCAGAGCAAGCUCACAUCUGUCAGUAUUGUUUAGAAGUCUUACCUUCCCUCUACAAUCUGAAUGAACAUCUGAAACAGGUACACGAAACUCAGGAUCCAGCACUAAUUGUUUCUACUAUGCCCACCAUGGUGUAUCAGUGUAACUUUUGUUCUGAAAUAUUCAAUGAUAUAAAUAUGCUUCAGGACCACAUAAGAAGUUCACAUGGAUUUGCAAACCCCGUUGCUAAAGACAGUAAUGCCUUCUUUUGCCCCCACUGCUACAUGGGGUUCCUUACUGAUACAUCUUUAGAAGAGCACAUUCGGCAAGUUCAUUGUGAACUUAGCAAUUCUCGUUUUGGUUCCCCAGUGUUAGGAACUCCAAAAGAUCCAGUUGUUGAGGUUUAUUCGUGUUCAUACUGUACAAAUUCUCCUAUCUUUAACAGUGUUCUUAAACUAAACAAGCACAUCAAAGAGAAUCACAAAAAUAUUCCUUUGGCAUUAAAUUACAUUCAUAAUGGAAAAAAAUCUAGAGCUUUGAGUCCUUUGUCUCCUGUUACAUUGGAACAAUCUUCGCUAAAAAUGAUGCAGUCCUUAGGAGGCACUCCUUCAAGACCUGCAGGCGAAUAUAUCUGUAAUCAGUGUGGUGCCAAAUACACAUCCCUCGAUGGCUUUCAGACUCACUUAAAAACUCAUCUCGAUACAGUUUUGCCAAAGCUAACAUGUCCUCAGUGUAACAAAGAAUUUCCAAACCAAGAAUCCCUUUUAAAGCAUGUUACCAUUCACUUCAUGAUAACCUCUACAUAUUACAUCUGUGAAAGCUGUGACAAGCAGUUCACAUCAGUCGAUGACUUACAGAAGCAUUUGCUGGACAUGCACACAUUUGUGUUUUUUCGGUGCACACUGUGCCAAGAGGUGUUUGACUCUAAGGUCUCCAUUCAGCUUCAUUUGGCUGUGAAGCACAGUAAUGAAAAAAAAGUGUACCGUUGCACUUCCUGCAACUGGGACUUCCGAACAGAAACUGACUUGCAGCUCCAUGUGAAGCACAAUCACUUGGAAAACCAGGGAAAAAUCCACAAGUGCAUUUUCUGUGGUGAAUCUUUUGGCACUGAGGUAGAGCUGCAAUGUCACAUAACAACCCACAGCAAAAAGUACAAUUGUAAAUUCUGCAGCAAAGCUUUCCAUGCAAUUAUUUUACUGGAAAAACACUUGAGGGAAAAACACUGUGUUUUUGAAGCUAAAACUCAAAACUGUGGAACCAAUGGAGCUUCAGAGCAAAUUCAGAAAGAAGAAGUGGAGCUACAGACGUUACUCACAAACAAUCAAGAGUCCCAUCAUAGCCAUGAUGGCAGUGAAGAAGAUAUUGAUACGUCAGAGCCAAUGUAUGGCUGUGACAUAUGUGGAGCUGCCUAUACUAUGGAAUCCCUUCUGCAAAACCAUCAGCUCCGAGACCAUAAUAUCAGGCCUGGAGAGAGUGCAAUUGUUAAGAAGAAAGCUGAACUGAUUAAGGGGAACUUUAAAUGCAAUGUGUGUUCCCGUACAUUCUUUUCCGAAGGUGGAUUGCGAGAACACAUGCAAACUCAUUUGGGACCAGUAAAGCAUUACAUGUGCCCAAUUUGUGGAGAAAGAUUUCCUUCCCUUUUAACUCUUACUGAACACAAAGUCACCCACAGUAAGAGCUUGGACACAGGCAACUGCAGAAUUUGUAAAUUUCCUCUUCAAAGUGAGGAGGACUUCUUGGAGCACUGUCAGAUGCAUCCUGACCUGCGGAACUCCCUGACAGGAUUCCGUUGUGUGGUGUGCAUGCAGACUGUGACCUCAACUCUUGAGCUGAAAAUCCAUGGCACGUUUCAUAUGCAGAAAACUGGAACUGCUGUUCAAACUGCAGGUCGUGCACAGAACUUACAGAAAUUAUAUAAAUGUGCCUCGUGCCUGAAAGAGUUUCGCUCAAAACAGGAUCUUGUAAAGCUUGAUAUUAAUGGUCUACCCUAUGGCCUGUGUGCUAGCUGUGUUAAUCUUAGCAAAAGUGCUAGUCCAAAUACCAAUGUGACUUUAAGCGCUAACAGACAGGUUAUAAGCCAAACUGACAGCCUGACUUGCAUGGAAGGUAAAAAUAAUAAGACAUCUGUACUAAAGACACGAUGCUCUAGCUGCAAUGUUAAAUUUGAAUCAGAAAUUGAACUUCAAAAUCACAUUCAGACAAUCCACAGAGAGCUUGCAUCAGAAAACAGUACAGCACAACUGAAAACUCCACAAGUUUCUCCAAUGGCCAGGAUAAGUCCUUCUCAGUCCGAUGAGAAGAAAACAUACCAGUGCAUCAAGUGCCAGAUGGUUUUUUACAAUGAAUGGGAUAUCCAGGUUCAUGUUGCAAACCACAUGAUUGGAUGUUUCCUCUCACAGUGGAGACUGGCAUUAUGAUUAGAGCAGAAAUUCCACAAGAUACAUGGGUGUGUUUCCAACAGCUCCAGAUAACUGCCUCCUGAAAGAGAGAAGGCCACUCACUGUGCACAAUGAUGGAUCAUAUCGCUAUUUUGGACUCAUCUGUCUGACAAAUACAGUGAUUAAAAGAUAAACUGUAAAAUUGUUGGUAGAUAACUGCUGCAACUAUGCAUUUGAAUUGUCAGUUCUACAAGAACAGGCUGCUGCCUGUGCGUGAUAAAUUAUAAAUUAAUGUAAAGUGCUGAGUAAAUUAUGAUAAAUUAGGCUGUAUUUUUAAAUAUCUAUCUUCCUGUGCAAGCAACAUAUACUGUACAUGUAUUCUCUGUCUUGGGUUGAUAUUAGUAUAGUAUGAGAAAUCUGACAUUGCUUUAUUAUUUUCCUGAGGAUAAUGGUCUUCUCCAAAAAUCACUUUCCUCUGUAAAAAUGCCAUAAUUCACUGUGCAAAUCCCAAUACAUUCACUGAUAUGUUAUAUUUCUAGUCUUUUAUAGCAAUCUAUAGCAUCUGAUAACUAGACACCUGUUCAUACAGAAACAAAGGGCAUUUUUUGCUAAACACGUACAGACCUGUAUGAGCAUAAACUGAGAAGUGGGAAUGUCGAACGCAGCUCUACUUAACAAUGAAGCUGUGUCAUACAAGGAGAAGCUGAAUUACCAUUGUAAUGUUACAAUAAGCAGUGUGUUGCAUGUUUACAGCAAAAUAGCAAUAACAAAUAUGGCAAGACCUGCUACAGUUGCACUCUCUGUCCUGCACACCGACCCUGUUCUUUCCCCCUGUCAUUAUUCCUGAUACAGUCAUAUUAUAGGUCAUGAAUAACCUAUACAAUAUAUUAUUAUUAAAUAUGCUUAGUAAUGUCCCUUGCCUCCUUCAUACUUGUAUAUAAGUAAGUAGAAUAUAUGUGUCUGCUGUGUACAUGUUAAAUUCUUAUGUCCUAUCCAUGUACAAGGCAGUAAGGAAUUUUGAGGUUUUGCAUGAAGGCAUAGAACACUGCAGUGCCAUAAAGUGAUUAUAUAAGAACAAGAAGACUGUCUCACAUUAAUAAUUAUAUAUAUAUAUGUCAUUCUUUGCAGCAUUUCCUGCUUGUUUGACAAAUCCAGUCCAUGUCUAGUAAUGGGGUUGGGCUGAGCUGGCCCGUGUGGACUCCAUGGCUUUACAGCUGUGCAUUGGUAUGGAAACUAAUGACACCGAAAUGGAGCAGAAAUUGCCCUUGAGGGUAGCGCGGGAGCAGGCCAGAAAGCAAGCAUCAAUGAAACAAAUACAAAGGUAGUUACUGUAGCUAUUCUGACAGAGGAACAACUUGUGUGUAACAAAGUAUGUGAGGCACAACAUACAGCAUGGAUGAAAAUGUAGGCUUGAUUUAAUGCUAUUACUGUGUUAAAUGGUUAUUCUAACAGGGUUUACAGUUCCUUCAUAUUGUAUCCGCACUGCAAUAAAUUACGGUGUUCUCAUCUGUUCAGAAGAUCUGGCCUCAUUUUUCCACUUUAUAAGUGCAGUGCAAAGCCGCUAGUUUCUCCAGUGGCAACAGCUAUCUGUUUUCACAGCAGACACACACAUGCAUUAUAUUGCACUAGGGAGCGACAGCAUCCAGUCAAGAUAAUCCAUCAGUGCUUCACCCAUGGGGAAAGCAAUAAAAACAUGUAGGCCAGUUUAAUAAAGGCCAGAAGGGGUUUCUCACCCUAAAAGGACUAAUUAUGUUUGCUAGGCAAACAUGAGCUCAGACUUAUGCCAUUAAAAUACCAUACAAAACAGGCUAAUGCCUACCUGUACUUACCUGUAGUAGUGCCAGGCCAGUUUGUUGGAUUCACCAUCUGCACGGGAUCCCCCAUGUGACCCCUGUACAAAGUUUUUGCCUUGUCUUUUGUUGUUAACAAACUUGCAUCCCAAUACAUACUGUAUUAAGAGGCCCAUUUAUCACAGUUCAAAUUCAAGUGAUUUUUUUUUAUUUGAAUAUACUCAAAAUUGGGCUGGGAGGGUAUUUAAAAAAAAUGUAGAAUGUCUUAUAUUCAAUCGAAUGGUUUUGACCCGAAAAUUGGAAUCGUAUUUGAUUCGUAUUUGAUAUUUGUAUUCGAUUUUUCUCCCAAAAGGCUAUUAACAUCUCCAAAUGGCUAAAUGAUUUUUGAUUACUAAUGUGCGUUGCAUCUGAGGAUGGGGUUGGUCCCCGGAAGCUUGCGCUUCAAAUUUCUGCAAUAAAAUAAGAUAAAGGCAUUGCCAGAAAAAGGUGGUGUGCUUCUUCCCUACAAAGUCUAAACGUCCCUCUGCCAUUGACUUGUAAAUGAACUCAGCAGGUUUUAGGUGCCAAAUAUUCGGAUUAGGACUGUGUCCGAGGGGUGAUAAAUCUCACAUUCAAAUUUACAUUCAAAUUGGUAGAUUAAAAUAUGAAUGUGUGAAUUUUGAAAGUCGAAAAUUCGAAUUUAAAUUUACUAUUCCACCCUUGAUAAAUCUGCCCCCUUAUGUAAUAUAAAUUUAACUGAGCCUUUACAGGUCUGUGUUCUGUUAUUAGGUAUUAGGUGUCUGCACCUUGUACAACUGGUGCAUGAUUUGCCAGUUAAAUGCACACAUACAGAUGCUAAAUGUUGGUUGGGAGUCUAUACACUAGUAAGCAAGACUUCUGUCAACAUAUUAUUUAUUAACGCUGGACAAAUUUGCAAGCAAUCAGUGCUAGUGCUGGUAAAACGAUAAAAGUAACAACUUGAUUGGUUGCCGUGGAUUACUGCUCAGGUGCAUUGAUAAAGGAGCCCCAUAGUGUGUUGUGCUAAUGCUGACCCUAUUAGCAAGUGAAUGCCCACCUUCUCACUUCAUGGGUGCCAUUGCCCAAAGGAUUUAGCAUUUCAUGACUUUUGAAUGGUAGGCUAUCUCCUGAAAUAUUUAACGUUGGAAAACAAAUGGGCCAUCUUCUAAUUUUAUAAUUAGCUCUUUUGUCAUUGCAACACCUGGUAACCCACCAGCAUGUAUCACAACAUCUACAGAUUCAUAUUUUUCAUUUAAUGUUCGUGCUAGUAUUUAUUUGCGUUCAGCCUAUUUUGCAUAAACAUUUUGCAAAUGAAGUAAAACACUUAAGAACGAGCACCACAAUGACAAGCUGUAUGUUCUCCAUUUAUUUAGGCAUUCAGUGCUUAAGCUUGCCAUCAUUGCCCACAUUAGCAAUGGCAUUCUGAGUGCCAAUAAUAUUUAUGUGAAUAUUUAUAAUUUUAUGCAUCUGUGGAGCAUGUCUAAUUUUGUGUAAUUAAAGCCAGGAUUCAGUACAAAGGUUUUCCGCAUUCAAGAUGAGCUCUACUGUAUUGUGUGGUUUAUUUGUCGAAUCACGUUUGCAAAAUGUUUUACAGCCUGUUUUUUUUGUUAGUCUUUGUUUGUAUGGUGGGUACUAAUAAACACUCCGCUCAUUGGAAACAUAAAGCCACUACAGAGGUAUAUCCUAAAAGAUUACAUUUCUAGUGGAUCAGCUGUGAACUGUUAUCAAACACACAAUGCUAUGACCAACAAAGAGAACAUUACAUUCCAAAAGCAAUACUAAAAAAACAUAGUCACGGCUGAUAUCUUAAUUCAGUGGCCAGAUUCCUGUCACUGGACAUACUGUAUAUGCCUCAGGUCAGGAGUGGGAGGAAUUGGUUAGGUGCUAACUGCCAGGCCUGUUACUAGAUAUAACUGGGCCCCACAGCAAUUUUUUUUCAGGCCCCCAAAAUGUCUAGGGAUUUAUCUAUAUUUAGUGAACUUGUAUAUGAAUAAGGACCUCGCAGGGUCUGCCUUCUCUGUAGUUAUGCCCCUAAGCCAGGCUAUGGGAAACAGUAGAAAUGUGUACAGGUAUGAAACUUCUUAUCUAGAAUGCUCUCAUUCAGUUUUCCAGAUAGCAGAACUUUCCAUAAUUUGGAUCUUCAGACCUUAAAGCUGGCCAUAGACGCAAAGAUCCUAUCGUACGAAUC